CAUAAUGCACAGAGACUUCACACUUGAAGAAGUAUGGAGAUUCCUGUCGGCACGUAGCCGCUAUUUUCUCUCUCUCCGCUACUUUUUCCCUGUAUAUUUUUCAUAUUUAUUAACUGGGUCGCAAAUGAAGAGACAGAGGUCAAAGUGAAGAGUGGAUAUAAAGCAUAUUGAAAUGUCAUGGCAGCUUCUGAACUAUACUCCAAGUAUGCCCGGGUCUGGCUCCCAGAUGCUGCGGAAGCAUGGAAGCCAGCAGAGAUCACCAAGGACUACACUCCUGGAGACAGGGCUCUGUGUCUACAGCUGGAAGAUGGCACAAACUUGGAACACAAGAUCGACCCCCAGACCAAUAGUUUACCCCCGCUAAGGAACCCUGAUAUCCUGGUGGGGGAGAAUGACCUGACAGCUCUCAGCUACCUCCACGAACCAGCAGUUCUACACAACCUCAAAGUGCGCUUCGUGGAGUCCAAGAUCAUCUACACCUACUGCGGCAUCGUGUUGGUUGCUAUCAACCCCUAUGAGAGCAUACCCAUCUAUGACCAUGACAUCAUCCACGCCUACAGUGGACAGAACAUGGGCGACAUGGAUCCUCACAUCUUCGCUGUGGCUGAGGAGGCUUACAAACAGAUGGCCAGAGAUCAGAGGAACCAGUCUAUCAUAGUGAGUGGGGAGUCUGGGGCUGGUAAGACAGUCUCUGCUAAGUAUGCCAUGAGGUACUUUGCUACAGUCAGCGGGUCCUCCAGCGAGGCUAAUGUGGAGGACAGAGUGCUGGCCUCCAGCCCCAUCAUGGAGGCCAUCGGGAAUGCAAAGACGACUAGAAACGACAACAGCAGUCGCUUUGGGAAGUACAUCGAGAUUGGAUUCGACAAAAACUACCACAUCAUCGGGGCCAACAUGAGAACGUACUUGCUGGAGAAAUCUAGAGUGGUGUUUCAGGCUACCGAGGAGAGGAAUUACCAUAUCUUCUACCAACUGUGUGCCUCCUCACACCUUCCUGAGUUCAAACCUCUCCAGUUAGGCAACGCUGAUGAUUUCCACUGUACCAACCAGGGAGGUAGCCCUGUCAUAGAGGGAGUAGACGAUGCCAAAGAGAUGUGCAGCACCAGGAAGGCUUUCUCAUUGCUGGGAAUCAAUGAAACGUACCAAAUGGACCUCUUCCAGAUCCUGGCCGCUCUGCUUCACCUUGGCAACGUGGAGGUGGAAGAGAGAUCGGCAGACAGCAGUACCAUCCUGCCUGACAAUAGUCACCUGACGGUGUUCUGUGAGCUGAUGGGCGUGGCCUACCAGGACAUGUCUCAUUGGCUGUGCCACAGAAAAUUGAAGACUGCCACGGAGACCUACGUUAAGCCCCUCUCCAAAGUGCAUGCGGUCAACGCACGGGACGCGCUGGCCAAACACAUCUACGCCAAACUCUUCAGCUGGAUCGUAGACCACGUCAAUGAGGCUCUGCGCUCUGCUGUCAAACAGCACUCCUUCAUUGGGGUUCUCGACAUCUAUGGGUUUGAAACGUUUGACGUCAACAGUUUUGAGCAGUUCUGUAUUAACUAUGCCAACGAGAAGCUUCAACAGCAGUUUAACAUGCAUGUGUUCAAGCUGGAGCAGGAGGAGUACAUGAAGGAGGAGAUUCCCUGGACUCUGAUAGACUUCUAUGACAACCAUCCCUGUAUCAACCUCAUCGAGGCCAAAAUGGGGGUCCUGGACCUGUUGGAUGAGGAGUGCAAAAUGCCCAAAGGCUCUGAUGACACAUGGGCUCAGAAACUUUACAACACCUUCCUGAAGAAAAGUGAUCUUUUUGACAAACCUCGUAUGUCCAACAAAGCCUUUAUCAUCCUCCACUUUGCAGACAAGGUGGAGUACCAGUGUGAGGGAUUCCUGGAGAAGAAUAAGGACACUGUCAAUGAAGAGCAGAUUAUUGUGCUCAAACUAAGCAAGUUUGAGCUGCUGUUGGAGCUGUUCAGCGACGAGGAGAAGCCUGCAGGCUCCCUGACCAGUCGCAGUAAGAUGACACGGCCUGUUCAGGCUCAGAGAGACCACAAGAAGACCGUUGGAACGCAGUUUCGUAACUCUCUACAUCUGCUGAUGGAGACUCUGAACGGAACUACUCCUCACUAUGUACGCUGCAUCAAGCCUGACCUCAAAUCCCCAUUCAUGAUGGACCCCAUGAGGGCAGUACAGCAGUUACGGGCUUGUGGAGUCCUGGAAACCAUCCGCAUCUCAGCAGCAGGCUUCCCAUCCAGGUGGACCUACCAGGAGUUCUUUAACCGGUACCGGGUUCUGAUGAAACUGAAGGACAUUCUCUCAGACAGGAAGCAGACCUGCAGGAACGUCCUGGAGAAAUGGGUUCAGGACCAGGACAAAUACCAGUUUGGAAAGAGCAAAAUCUUCUUCAGGGCAGGUCAGGUGGCCUAUCUAGAGAAGCUGCGUUCUGAUAAACUGAAGAAGGCGUGCGUUCGUAUCCAGAAGACGAUCAGAUGUUGGCUGACCAGGAAGAGGUAUCUCCGUAUGAGACGAGCUGCCAUCACCAUACAGAAAAACAUACGAGGUUACCAGGCGCGCUGUCUGGUAGCGUUCCUGAGGAGGACCAGAGCAGCGGUUAUCAUCCAGAAGAACCAGCGUAUGUUAGUGGCCAGGAGACGCUACCAGCAGCAGAGGUCUGCAUCCAUCACCAUGCAGCGUCUGCUACGGGCCUACCAGGCCAGACAGACCUACCGCAAGUUGCUGUACGAACACAAGGUUCUCACCAUCCAGAGGUGGGUGAGAGGCUGGCUGGCCAGGCGGAGGUGCAGACGCUCCCUGAGGGCCGUGGUUUAUCUCCAGAGCUGUGUGAGACGCAUGGCUGCCAGGAGGGAACUGAGGAAGCUCAGGGUGGAGGCUCGCUCUGUAGAACACUUCAAGAAGCUCAACGUCGGCAUGGAGAACAAGAUCAUGCAAUUGCAGAGGAAAGUGGACGAACAGCACAAGGAGAACAGAGAGCUCAGUGAGAGGUUGCGUACUGUGGAGCGGUCCCGGGCAGCGGAGGGCGAGAGACUGGGUCGAGAGGUGGAGCGACUGCGCGUGGCAGAGGAGGAGAGCAGAGUUAAAGCAGACGGGGUACCCUCCCUCCUGGAACAGCUGUCAUUCCUCCGUCAGGAAUUGGAGACUACCAGGGAGGAGAAAGAGGCCAUAGGGGAGGAGGCUAGGACGUACAGGGUGGACACAGAGAAGGUGGUGUCAGAGUUGAAUGAGAACAACCGCUUGUUGAUAACGGAGAAAGGCGAUAUGAAUCAGCUGAUCCAGGAACAGAGACAACAGAUCGCAGAGAGCAAGGCCCAGGCUAAAGUCGGUACGCAGCUGGAGAGUGAUAUCCGUGAGGAGCGUGACCACUACCAGAGUCUGCUGAGUGAAUACACGCAUCUAAAAGAGAGACACGCUGACCUGAAAGAGGAGAUGACUAUCAGUGUGAUCACCAAUAAACCAGGCCGCCGGAGAACAGACUCCAACUACAGCAGCAAUGAGUCUGAGGGAACUCCCAGCUCUGCAGAGGGAAGGCACAGUUCGGUGAAAACUCACAGCUCAACACGCAGCUCCUCAGGGUUCACCGAGUCCGAGACCAGAUCUCUACGAGGAGACGACGCGCCACACCAGGACGCGCCACACCAGGACGCGUCUCACCAGGACGCGGUUGCCAUGUCAGUCCUGUUGAAGCUGCAGAGGAGAGUCACUGAGCUGGAGCAGGACAAACAGACACUGCAGAGACACCUGGAUAAGCGGGACGAGGCACAACAAGACCAGGUCAAAAAUGCAGAGAAGCAAAGAACUGCAGGGAGAGCUGAGCUGGACCUGGAGGCUCUGAAACGCCAGGAGCUGGAGUCGGAGAACAAGAGGCUGAAGACAAACCUGGCGGAGCUGCGUCAGUCUCUAGCUACAGUCGCCAACACCAACCCCGGGGCUAAGACCAACCCCGGGGCUAAGACCAACCCCGGGGCUAAGACCAACCCCGGGGCUAAGACCAACCCCGGGGCUAAGACCUCCACCAGCAGCCCCGGGCCGGGCACCGCUCCCUACAACGUGCUCCUGGAGCAGCUCAACUCCUCCAACGAGGAGCUGGAGGUCAGGAAGGAGGAGGUGCUGCUCCUCCGCUCACACAUGGUCCGCCAGGAGGUGCUCAAACACAACAAGGAAGCGUAUGGAGAGAUGCAUAAGAUGAUUCAUCUUGGUGAAACCAAAGAGGCUGAUGGAUCCACUCCUGAUUACCACAAGUUGAACGAGGAUGGAGAGCUGUGGCUGGCUUAUGACGGGUUGAAGGAGACCAACAGCCUGUUGGUGUCUCAGCUGCAGGUUCAGGACAGGAGGCAUGAGGAGGAGGUGGAGGAGCUGAGAGAGGAGGUGCUCAGAGUGAGAGAGGAGAACAGGCAGCAGCAACAGUUCCUCUCCCAGAGCCUCCUCCUCCCCCAGGAGGCUCGCAUCGAGGCCAGCCUGCACCACGAGAUCACACGCCUUACCAGCGGCAACCUGGACCUGAUGGAGCAGCAAGAGAAACAGGACAAGAUGAUCCGCAAACUUAAGAAACAGCUCAAAGUCUACGUGAAGAGGGUAGAGGAAUACGAAGCUGGCGGUCAGAUGGAGAGCGUGGGUCCAGAGCCUCGCUCUCCUGUUGGUAUCACCCGGAAGGAGAGGGACUUCCAAGGCAUGCUGGAGUACCGGAGGGGGGAUGAGAGCAAACUACUGAAGAGUCUGGUUGUGGAGCUGAAACCUCGCGGUGUGGCGGUUAACUUCCUCCCUGGUCUGCCGGCCUACAUCCUGUUCAUGUGUCUAAGACAUGCUGACUACUCUAAUGAUGACCAGAGAGUCAGCGUCCUGCUCAACUCUACCAUCAACAGCAUCAAGGGAGUCAUCAAGAGGCGAGGAGAUGACUUUGAGACGGUGUCUUUCUGGCUGGCCAACACCUGCCGGUUCCUACACUGCCUGAAGCAGUACAGUGGAGAGGAGGCGUUUAUAAAGAACAACACCCCGCGUCAGAAUGAGCACUGCUUGUGUAACUUUGACCUGUCAGAGUACCGUCAGGUCCUCAGCGAUCUGGCCAUUCAGAACUACCAGCAGCUGGUCAGAUGCAUGGAGGAGGCCCUGCAGCCCAUGAUAGUUCCGGGUAUGCUGGAGCAUGAGAACUUCCAGGGAGUUCUCCCAGGGAGGAGGGGGGAGGAGGCAGCAGUUGUAGUUGGUCUCUUCCACGCUACCCUGAUUCAGCAUGACGUCGAUCCCGAGCUCAUCAAACAGGGGGUGAGGCAGCAGUUCUACAUCAUCUGUUCUGUCACUCUCAACAACCUGCUGCUGAGGAAGGACAUGUGCUCCUGGAGUAAAGGACUGCAGAUCAGGUAUAAUGUGUGGCAGCUGGAGGAGUGGCUGGAGGAGAAGGGGCUGACAGACUGUGGAGCUAAAGAGAUGCUGGAGCCGCUGAUCCAGGCCGCUCAGUUACUACAGGUCAAGAAGAAGACUGAGGAAGACGCCCAGGCUCUCUGCACCAUGUGCUCUGCCCUCACCACUCUACAGAUUGUGAAAGUGCUCACCUUGUACACCCCAGUGAUUGAAUUUGAGGAACGGGUUUCGAUAUCCUUCAUUAGAACCAUACAGGCCCUGUUGAAAGGCCGUGUUGAGUCACCGCUGCUACUUAUGGACACCAAGAAGAUAUUCUCUGUGACAUUUCCCUUCACCCACUCCCCUCUGGCUUUGGAGACCAUUCAGAUCCCUAGCAGUCUGAAUCUAGGAUUCCUCACACGGGUCUAACCCCUGACCCCCCCCCACCCUAGCUUUAAAAACAAACAAAAAAAAAAGUGUUUCCUUCCUCCUUGAAGUCAUCUCUGAUUUACACAUAGUUGGUCAGGUUUGAUCACUUCAAAGGAAGGAAGGGAGGAAGAAAUUAGACCGGCGCCCAGGAAUUCUCCCCAAUGGACCUGAGGGAACUACAUGAUUCACCACAGAUGCCUGACCAUUCAUGUUUUACAAAUGCCUUGGGAAAAAAGUCAGUCCGUUUUUUACAAUGUCCUGACCACAUACAAUUAGAAACAAGGAACAUUUGUAAUAAUAUGAUAAUACAUAAUAAAUAUUUUUAGCAAUAGUUACAGUAUACUCUGUGUUUCCCCCUAUAUGUUCACCACUGUCAAAUCGUGGAAAUCAUUUUCAGGAUGGCAAAAUGUUUUUUUUUUCAGCGUAAAUUUAAACCAGAUAUAAAGUAUGUAGAAAAGAUAAUGACGCGAUUUAUAUAUAUAUAUAUAUAUAUAUAUUUUUUUUUAAAUACGAACAUCCUCGAGAACUCGAUCGACAAUCAGAGAGAAUCUAAAAUGUGGUCCUUCUGUAGCUCAGUUGGUAGAGCAUGGCGCUUGUAACGCCAGGGUAGUGGGUUCGAUUCCCGGGACCACCCAUACGUAGAAUGUAUGCACACAUGACUGUAAGUCGCUUUGGAUAAAAGCGUCUGCUAAAUGGCAUAUAUUAUUAUUAUCAUAUAUUAUAAAAUUCCCCGUCAUGUCAUGUGGCCCAUUGAUUUUGUUAUAAAUGUUUGAGUCACUCACAUGGCAUAAGAACAAGGCAUAAGCCAUGGCAACAAAAAUGUUUAUAAUUGCAGCAAAUUAUUAUUAUUAUUUUGUUUUAAAUCAGAAUUCUCUCAGCCUCAUGACAACAUGUGUGGAAUUGCAGGAAAAAAUAGCUUUAAAGCUGUAAAAUGUUGUUCUCUGCCCCUCAUGGCAAAAUGUGUAGAAUUGUAGGAAAUGUGGUUUUUAAAACAGAAAAAAUGUCACUGCUGAAAAGAAUCAGGCUACUGUUUACUUGUUAAUGUACGCACAGGGAAAUGGCACUGUUUUAUAUUUUACGCAUUAAGAAAUAAUACAUUGUUUGACACAACUAUACUGAACAAAAAUAUAAACGCAACAAUUUCAAAGAUUUUACUGAGUUACAGUAAAAUCAGGAAAUCAGUCAAUUUAAAAACAUUUAUUAGGCCCUAAUCCAUGGAUUUGACAUAAUUGGGAAUACAGAUAUGCAUCUGUUGGUCACAGAAACCUUUAAUAAACAGGUUGAGGCUUGGAUCAGAAAACCAGUCAGUAUCUGGUGUGGAUCAGAAAACCAGUCAGUAUCUGGUGUGUCCACCAUUUGUCUCAUGCAGCGCGACACAUCUCCUUCGCAUAGAGUUGAUCAGGCUGUUGAUUGUGGCCUGUGGAAUGUUGUCCCCACUCUUCUUCGAAUGGCUGUGUGAAGUUGCUGGAUAUUGGCGGGAACUGGAACACGCAGUCGUACACGUCGAUCCAGAGCAUCCCAAACAUGCUCAAUUGGUGACAUGACUGGAAGAACUGGGACAUUUUCACCUUCCAGGAAUUGUUUACAGAUCCUUGUAACAUGGGGCCGUGCAUCAUCAUGCAGAAACAUGAGGUGAUGGUGGAGGAUGAAUGGCAUGACAAUAGGCUUCAGGAUCUCGUCACGAUAUCUCUGCGCAUUCAAAUUGUCAUCGAUAAAAUGCAAUUUUGUUCGUUGUCUGUCGCUUAUGGCUCACCUUACCAUAACCCCACCGCCACCAUGGGGCACUGUGUUUACAACAUUGACAUCAGAAAACCGCUCACCCAAACAAUACCAUCUGUGUCAUUGUGUUUUUUAGAGAAACCUUUUAUUGUCCCCAGCACAAGGUGCACCUGCGUAAUGAUCAUGUUGUUUAAUCCGCUUCUUGAUAUGCCACAAUCUGUCAGAUGAAUGGAUUAUAUCGGCAAAGGAAAAAUGCCCACUGACAGGAAUGUAAAUAAAUGUGUGCGCAAAAUUUGAGCGAAACAAGCUUUUAUUUUGUUUGUGCGAAUGGAACGUUUCUGGGAUCUUUUAUUUCAGCUCAUGAAACAUGGGACCAACAUCUUACAUAAUGCGUUUAUAUUUGUGUUCAGUGUAGGUGGAUGAGGGCAAAGUCACUAAGAGCUGGGAUGAAGGGGGCAGGACUACUGCAUUUUAUUAGCCAAAGUAAAUGUAUUUCCACUAGGGUUUGUACCGUAUAUUUGGGAGCCAACGUUAGUUGGCUGAUGCUGACUUACGUAAUGUAGUGGCUAGUGCUUACUACCUUUGUAAUGUAGUGCUUGUUGCCUUCCCAUAUAUCACAGUAAAUAUGAAUAUCAUGAGCACCACUCCUAUUGUACACUGUGUGCAGGACACCGCAACCAAAGAGCCUUGCUGUUGACUCACACCCUCCGUGUGCCCAUCGCUUCCCAUAGAGAUGAAGUGACCAUCAGGUUUCCUAAAUGUAUAAACCUGAAUAUCUCCUCAAAUGCUUUACAGUAGUUUUAAUACUGCUGGGAAAAGGCUUCGAGAAAUCUAUAGGCUACGUUUGCUACUGUAUCCCGUUCCGUUCCUUGAGUAAACGCAAGGCGCCAUUGGUAUCACAAAUAUAAUCACCCGCACAACUUUUUAAUAUUGUUCUAUGGCUGUAAGAAUGUCUUGUGAAUAAUUCCACGGGAUGGUGGUUUGUUUGCUUUUUUUUCGGGACCAGGAUGUCAGCGUUUAUUUGUUACUAUGCACCUAAAAGGCUUUAUAUUGUGGGUCAGCAGUACAUAAAAGAUGGUGAGAGGUAUUUGAAAUAAUAAAUGUAAAAAAAUAAAUUAAAAA
This is a messenger RNA of Oncorhynchus keta (chum salmon), 8598 nucleotides long. Its product is annotated as unconventional myosin-Va-like. Gene Ontology annotation, cellular component: myosin complex; vesicle; cytoplasm. Lineage: Eukaryota; Metazoa; Chordata; Actinopteri; Salmoniformes; Salmonidae. The record is from RefSeq and is a predicted model, not a curated record. Gene Ontology annotation, molecular function: microfilament motor activity; actin filament binding; ATP binding. Gene Ontology annotation, biological process: vesicle transport along actin filament; actin filament organization.